GUGAAAUCCUGUUUCAAUUCUUGUCUAUCAACAUCUUUUUAAUUCAACCAUACGUGUGAGGGGAUGCUGUGGGACUUACGAAUUCGUGAGGAUAUGUUUUCUGUAUGAAAAUGAAUGUUAUUACCGAAUAAAACCGUAAGCAUUACAAUAUACGAUUAACGUCUGCAUGUAAGAGGUUACUCUGUUUAAUGUAGACUGGCCCAGACGUUUUUAGACGGGUGAAAAGCGGUAACAAACCGGCGGGAGCAAAAGCUGCGUUUGACAGGUGCCAACGCUCGAGCUCUGUGUGGGAGGGAUGCCGCCCGUGCAGAGAACGAUGUCGGAUCUCCGAUCUCGAGUGGAGGGGUACGAAAAGACAGAAGACACUGCAACCUCAGAAAAGACCUCCUUAGCUGACCAAGAAGACGCCCGAUUGAUAUUCCUCAAUCAGCCACAGUUUACCAAGUUCUGCAGCAAUCACGUCAGCACUGCGAAAUAUAAUGUCCUUACCUUCCUGCCUCGGUUCCUCUACUCUCAGUUCAGAAGGGCUGCCAACUCUUUCUUCCUAUUCAUCGCUCUCCUACAGCAAAUUCCGGAUGUGUCGCCAACGGGUCGCUGGACCACGCUGGUUCCCCUGCUCUUCAUUUUGGUGGUGGCAGCAGUCAAGGAAUUCAUCGAGGACCUGAAACGUCACAAUGCUGACAGCAUCGUCAAUAAAAAAGAAUGUCAAGUACUGAGGAACGGCGCCUGGGAGAUUGUGCAUUGGGAGAAGGUGGGCGUCGGGGAGGUUGUGAGAGCUGCCAAUGGGGAUCACCUCCCGGCCGACCUCGUCAUUCUGUCAUCCAGUGAGCCCCAAGGCAUGUGCUACAUUGAGACAUCAAACCUGGAUGGUGAAACAAACCUCAAGAUCCGACAGGGACUGCAAAUUACCUCAGAGAUAAAGGAUAUUGACAGCCUCAUGCGUCUCUCCGGCCGAAUGGAAUGUGAGAGCCCCAACCGCCAUCUGUAUGAGUUUGUGGGGAACAUCCGUCUGGACAGACACAGCACAGUGCCUCUGGGUCCGGACCAGAUUCUGCUGCGAGGUGCCCAAUUAAGGAACACUCAAUGGGUCCAUGGCAUCGUGGUCUACACUGGACAUGACACCAAGCUCAUGCAGAAUUCUACACGGCCGCCUCUGAAACUUUCCAACGUGGAGCGCAUCACAAACUUUCAGAUUCUGGUGCUGUUUGGCUGUCUGUUGGCCAUCUCUUUGGUGUGCUCCAUUGGACAAACCAUCUGGAAGUACCAGUACGGCAAUGCAGCCUGGUAUAUGGACUUGAACUCUCCAGAUGGUGGUGCUGCAAACUUUUUCCUCAACUUCCUGACCUUCAUCAUCCUCUUCAACAACCUGAUCCCCAUCAGUCUGCUGGUUACAUUGGAGGUCAUCAAGUUCACCCAGGCCUUCUUCAUCAACUGGGAUACCGACAUGCUGUAUGAGCCAACUAACACCCCAGCUGUGGCUCGCACUUCCAACUUGAAUGAAGAACUGGGACAGGUGAAGUACAUCUUUUCUGACAAGACGGGAACCUUGACCUGCAACGUGAUGCAGUUCAAGAAGUGCACCAUCGCCGGUGUGACAUACGGCCACGUCCCUGAGGCGGAGGAUGGUAGUUUUGCGGAGGACGACUGCCACAGCAUACAGUCAUCAUCUGAAGAGGCCGGAUUUAUUGACCCCAGCUUGCUGGAAAACCUCCAAAGUAAUCAUCCCACGGCUCCUGUCAUUCUGGACUUUAUGACCAUGUUGGCCAUCUGUCACACAGCGGUCCCCGAGCGCACCAACGACAAGAUCGUAUACCAGGCUGCCUCACCAGACGAAGGGGCCCUGGUGAGAGCAGCUGCGAACCUAGGCUUUGUGUUCUCUGGUAGAACCCCUGACAGUGUCAUAAUAAAAGCGCUGGGAGGCGAAGAGAAGUAUGAACUCCUCCACGUUUUAGAGUUCACCAGCACCAGAAAGAGGAUGUCAGUCAUUAUGCGCACUCCAUCUGGGAAGAUCCGCCUCUACUGCAAAGGCGCUGACACUGUUAUCUACGACCGUCUGGCCGACAGCUCCCGGUACAAAGAGAUCACACUCAAACACCUGGAGCAGUUUGCCACUGAAGGGCUGCGGACCCUGUGCUUGGCCGUGGCUGAGAUCAGUGAGUCAUCCUACCAGCAGUGGCUAGAGGUUUUCCACCGAGCGUCCAUCUCCCUCCAGAAUCGAGCCCUCAAACUGGAGGAAAGCUACGAACUCAUAGAGAAGAACCUGCAGCUUUUAGGGGCCACAGCCAUUGAGGACAAGCUCCAAGACAAGGUGCCCGAAACCAUUGAGACACUGAUGAAGGCCGACAUCAAGAUAUGGAUUCUGACCGGGGACAAGCAGGAAACAGCCAUUAACAUCGGACACUCGUGCAAGCUCCUGACCAAGAACAUGGGCAUGCUAGUAAUCAACGAAGAUACACUGGACGCUACCAGGGAGACACUCAGCCAUCACUGUGGAAUGCUAGGAGACGCCCUUUACAAGGAGAAUGAUUUUGCCCUAAUCAUUGAUGGGAAGACGCUCAAAUACGCCCUUUCUUUUGGAGCACGGCAGUACUUCCUUGACCUGGCCUUGUCCUGUAAAGCAGUGAUAUGUUGCAGGGUGUCUCCACUUCAGAAGUCUGAGGUGGUGGAGAUGGUAAAGAAGCAGGUGAAGGUGAUCACGCUGGCCAUCGGCGACGGUGCCAAUGAUGUAGGCAUGAUCCAGACGGCUCAUGUGGGGGUUGGAAUCUCAGGAAAUGAGGGUUUGCAAGCCGCCAACUCCUCUGACUACUCAAUCGCACAGUUCAAGUACUUAAAGAAUCUAUUGCUGGUCCAUGGCGCCUGGAAUUACAACCGUGUAGCAAAGUGUAUUCUGUACUGCUUCUACAAGAAUAUCGUCCUGUACAUCAUUGAGAUCUGGUUUGCCUUUGUCAAUGGAUUCUCAGGUCAGAUUCUGUUUGAGCGCUGGUGCAUCGGCCUGUACAAUGUGAUCUUCACUGCUCUGCCUCCUCUUACUUUGGGCAUAUUUGAGCGAUCAUGUCGGAAAGAGAACAUGCUGAAAUACCCGGAACUCUACAAAACCUCUCAGAAUGCCAUGGGCUUCAACACCAAGGUCUUUUGGGCCCAUUGUCUGAACGGACUCUUCCACUCGGUGAUCCUCUUCUGGGUCCCGCUCAAAGCCUUCCAGCAUGAUACAGUCUUUGGCAAUGGAAAGACCCCGGAUUAUCUCCUGUUAGGCAACAUGGUUUACACAUUUGUGGUCAUCACGGUGUGCCUCAAAGCCGGACUGGAGACCUCAUCAUGGACCAUGUUCAGUCACAUUGCCAUCUGGGGCAGCAUCGGCCUGUGGGUGGUGUUCUUCGGUAUCUACUCCUCCCUCUGGCCGCUUAUCCCUCUGGCUCCGGACAUGUCUGGCGAGGCGGACAUGAUGUUCUGUUCUGGUGUGUUUUGGACUGGGCUGAUCUUCAUCCCUAUCACCUCCCUGGUCUUUGAUGUUGCCUACAAAGUUGUAAAAAGGGUAUGCUUUAAGACCCUGGUGGAUGAGGUGCAGGAGCUAGAAGCCUUGUCUAAAGACCCUGGAGCUGUGGUGCAUGGGAAGAGUCUGACGGAGAGGGCUCAGCUGCUGAAGAAUGUCUUCAAGAAGAGCACAGUCAGUCUUUACCGAUCAGAUUCCAUGCAGCAGAACCUGCUCCAUGGCUAUGCCUUUUCUCAGGACGAGAACGGGGUGGUCUCGCAGUCAGAGGUCAUCCGGGCAUACGACACCACCAAACAGCGGACCAGCGAGUGGUGAAACGCUGUUUCCGGCCGCCAAUUCAACCCAGUCCAGAACGUUUUCCGGACAAACCUAGCCCCUUAUUCCUCUGGAUUUUUCUGACAGAAUAAUGAAAAGGAAAGAGGGAUGUCUUGUACUUCAAAAAGGGAGAGUAAAAAACAGGAACAAAUGUGUUGGAAAGUAUUCACUAUGCUGUAGUUGUGUCCAGCAGACAUCAGCAUUGUCUUGUUUUUUUGGUUAGUUUUUUUGCCAAGUCUGUGAUCUGAAGUUUAUCAUUGUUCUAGCUCAGUCCAAUGGAAUGGUGUCACCUCUUAAUGUCAAUUUUAAUAAAGUGUACCGUUGUAAAAUUGGUGACAAUUCACUUCUUUUAAUUGAAAUAUAUAGUUUCUUUUCAUUUUGUGCUUGUAAAUGCAGACUGCCACAGAGCAGUUGACAUUUCUGUCAAUUAGGCUUUAGCUUCAAUGGAAUAAUUCUCAACAAGGCAUAUGUCUAUUCCAUCACUGAAUGGACCACUUCAGACCAGACUUCUUUUUUUAAUUUUGCACAUAUGAUCUUCUGUAAAAUAAGGCCUUACAUUUGUUCAUGCCUUCAGCCAUACUUGUUUAUCUUUAAAAUGUUUUUCUUUAUUUAAGUGGUGCAUAGUUAUUGUGUGUGAAUUGCUUUUUUUUUUCAUGACAUCAUCCUGCAACUUAGUCAAAUUUCCAAAAAACUAUUCACACAGCAGUUCAAUUGCUCUUAACAAGUAAUUUCAUUCCACACAUUACUCGGCUGCAACAAUCACAAUGGUGCCUAACUAGACUUUAUCCCUGAUAAAAAACGGAAGGUAUUUUAGCUAGCUAUAUUAGAACAGUGCUCUAGCACCCAGAUUGGUAAGGUGAGCUCAUUGUUUUACCCCUGUAUUGUAAUUGUGUUCACACUGUGGUAACAAUUGUGGCACAUAUAGUAUAAAAAUCUAGGUUCCAUUGUUACUUUCUACCAAGUGUUUGAACGGAAAGUUCAUCUUUGGAACAUAAGUGCCAUUAGCUUAAGGGAGAUAUAACAUUUGCCAGGAAAUUUCACACAGUAUCGAAAACGUCUUUGUCUCUAUAGUUAUUUUGUGAAUUUGUAUUUUUAUAUUGGAGAAGGAAUUUUGCAUCGACCGGCUUUGUAAUGAAUUGUCUGUAUUAUUUUUUUGUAUGUGUUUAUUUUUUCUUCUCAAACAAACAAAAGAAUGCUAAAAGGAUAGAAUGACUAAAUAGCUUUCUUAAUGUCUCGUUGUUAUUAUUAAUAUUGUUAUGCUUAAUUUAUUUACUCUGUGUUUGUUCUCUCCCUAUGGGAGAUCAGUUUCCAGACCGAGUGUGUGUGUGUGUGUGUGCGCUUUAAUUUGUUGUCUGCAUGUGCACGUGUGCGUAUAUGUGUGUGUAACCUCUUCUUUGUGGGCUACUUAUACGUACGCAUGUCUGUGUCCUUUGUGCCAGACUGGGAGCCCUUGGAAUCUCAGGUCUCCUUUGUGUGUUUGUGUGGGCCCAUGUGUGUGUAUGCAUGUGUGUAACAGGGUCUGUGGGGCGAUUGAUUGAUUGAUUGUGUAUGUGUGUGUGUGUGUGUGGAGCCGCUUGCUCUUUGUCUCUCUCGUUGUCUGCACGACUCCAGGUAUAUUGAUAGUGUACUGUCUGCAGCUGCAUGGCCCUCUGUGUGAGGCCAGACUUUAGGCUCAGCCCCGGGAGGUCCUGGGCUCCCACACUAAGGCUCUUGCUUCACAGGAGAUGUCUCACAAUGCACUCUUUCCAGUUGUGGAUAUGUUGGUAUUAUCUGGUUAUUGGUUUCAGUGUAUCUAUCUGGGUGUACAUGUUUGUAACAUGUUAUUUUUUUGUUAUAUUAUGCCGUGUAUCUCUAAAGUAAACCUUUAUAUGUUUUCCUAGUUUUAGCGUAUUGGUGGAAAACAAUGUAUUAGUUAUACUAUGCUUUUGUGCUUCAAACUGGGUUAGUUGUCAACUGCUGUUACAAUUCCAAAAUGCUGAAUGUGAGUCUGAUGAGAAAGCAGUCCAGGAAGGCUUGAACUGUUGCCUUUUUCAGAAGAUUACCGUUGUCUGUGAAAGAUGUAGGCUGCAUGAAUGGAUUUGAAAACAUUUGGUUUAGUGUUUUGUCUUACUACUUUAAUUGGUCUCUUUAAAGUGUUGGUCACUUUACAGGGGGAAAAAAUGCACUUUUCAGUUUGUUUCAAUAUCUCCUUUUCACAUCUGUUGUUUAAUGAAUGUUCUGCAUGUUGGGACUGCAAACUUUUAGAUGUUCUGUCUUUUACUGCCAUAAAGGACUUCUACUGAAAUAAACUUUGCAGACAUGGAAA
Esox lucius (northern pike) is the source of this 6110-nucleotide messenger RNA. RefSeq names its product ATPase phospholipid transporting 8A1 (gene atp8a1). Gene Ontology annotation, cellular component: plasma membrane. The coding region runs from base 296 to 3805 and encodes 1169 amino acids. The record is from RefSeq and is a predicted model, not a curated record. Gene Ontology annotation, molecular function: ATP binding; ATPase-coupled intramembrane lipid carrier activity; ATP hydrolysis activity. Gene Ontology annotation, biological process: phospholipid translocation. The transcript is spliced from 38 exons. NCBI's taxonomy places the organism in Eukaryota, Metazoa, Chordata, Actinopteri, Esociformes, Esocidae.